Messenger RNA from Ceratotherium simum simum (southern white rhinoceros), 968 nucleotides. It is a transcript of the gene IFI30, whose product is annotated as IFI30 lysosomal thiol reductase. The record is from RefSeq and is a predicted model, not a curated record. Lineage: Eukaryota; Metazoa; Chordata; Mammalia; Perissodactyla; Rhinocerotidae. Gene Ontology annotation, molecular function: oxidoreductase activity, acting on a sulfur group of donors, disulfide as acceptor. Gene Ontology annotation, cellular component: lysosome.
AUGGCCUUGUCGCCGCUCCUGUCGCUCCUACCGCUGCUGCUGCUGCUGCUGCUGGAAGUCCCCGGGGCGGCGCGGGCGUCCCCGCGGGAAGCGCUCCCCGAGGGGGCGGCCGCCUGCAAGGCUGGUGGCCUGUGCUUGCAGACGCCCCUCAGGAGGGCCGCCGCGCCGCCUGUCAACGUGAGUCUCUACUACGAGGCGCUGUGCCCCGGCUGCCGGGCCUUCCUGAUCCGAGAGCUCUUCCCGACGUGGCUGAUGGUCCUGGAGAUCCUCAACGUCACGCUGGUGCCAUAUGGAAACGCCCAGGAACGAAACGUCAGCGGCAAGUGGGAGUUCACGUGCCAGCAUGGCCUGGAGGAGUGCAAGCUGAACAAGGUGGAGGCCUGCUUGUGGGACCAGCUGGAGAGGGAUGCGGCUUUCCUGACCAUUGUCUGCAUCGAGGAAAUGGAUGACAUGCAGGCAAAUCUGAAGCCGUGCCUGCAGAUCUAUGCCCCGAAGGUGUCCCCAGACGCCAUCAUGGAGUGCGCGAUGGGGGACCGCGGCUCGCAGCUCCUGCACAUCAACGCGCAGCUCACAGACGCCCUGCAGCCGCCCCACGAGUACGUGCCCUGGGUCGUCGUCAACGGGAAACCCAUGAAAGAUGAGAGCCAGCUCCUGUACCUCGUCUGCCAGUUGUACCAGGGCGAGAAGCCAGCCGUCUGCCGGCUCACGGCCAGCUCCCACAGGGAGGUCUGCUUCAAGUGACGCCUCACCGGGGGAGCCGAGGGAGGGGGAGCUCGAUCCCGCCUCCCCUCGCCUCUCUGGUACUCGACUCUCACCAGCCACUGCUCAGCAUCCAGCUGACACCUACACAUUCCGUGAAGCCCAGAGUCAAGUUCCACCCCAAGAGCAAGAAUCUUGCCCCGCUGGGAAUGGUGCUACAUUGAAACUAGCUUAAUAAACACUUCUGGAUGUUGUGAUUCAUUUGAUAA